This is a messenger RNA of Scylla paramamosain (green mud crab), 2856 nucleotides long. RefSeq lists its product as uncharacterized. The record is from RefSeq and is a predicted model, not a curated record. The transcript is spliced from 5 exons. Bases 281 to 2851 code for a protein of 856 amino acids. Lineage: Eukaryota; Metazoa; Arthropoda; Malacostraca; Decapoda; Portunidae.
UCUUCACGUCGGUGGUGACUGCUGCCUUCGUCAGGAGGAUCUUCUUCACGUCGGUGGUGACUGCUGCCUUCGUCAGGAAGAUCUUCUUCACUUUGGGGACGCGUCUCUGACAACAGUUUUCUUUUCCAGGAGGGUCUUCCCCUUCCGAGUGGCGUCCGCGCUUGCUUCCUUCGUCAGGCACCUCCCGACUCACGCCUUGCUUCCUCCCGUCUCCCAGAGUCUACACACCUGCACUCUUGAGGCUGCUGGCGAGAGGAACUGCCGUCCCAAGCCCUCCACCAUGGCCGCCGCUCCGAAAGUUUGCGUCCGUCGCAUUAAGCUUAUCUGUCUCAUGGAGAACGCAGGCAAGGACGUCUUGACCUUCGUGUUGAAGCGCGGCGCGCUGAACGCCCCCGCCACGCCGCCGGGCAAGUCCCUCACUGACUACCUUGACAACCUUCCUCAAGGCUCGACAGCCAACUAUGGAAGGAUGAGUAAAAAACAAAAGAAAGCAGCAGUGAACCACACCGACCGCCGCCAAGCACAACGCUUCCCUUUAUGGGACAAUUUUGAUUUGACUUUAUUGUACAAAGCAAUAAAGCUGACGUGCGAAGGCCUGGCGAGAGAUGGCGAUCCCGAAUGGGGGAACCAGAACACCCUGGAGGGAUUGGUAACAAAAAUCAAGGAUGAGCGGAAUGAACUCUUUCAUGAAGUGAAAUCUUUCAGCGAGGCAGAGUACCAGCAGAAAGUCAACGAGUUAGAACACCUCUUUAUCCGAGUCCUCGCCGCAGCCAAGACCAAAUACUGCAUUCCUGACGCAGAGGUGACACCCGUGCAGGACAACGCCCGGCAGGUCACUGAUACCUUCAGAAAAACAGGAAUGGAGAAAGAAAUUUUAAAAGAUUAUUUCAGUAUCAUGCACCAAGAAUUUAUGAGAGACAGUCAGACCCACCUCAAAACAUCCUAUGAUCGAAUGCAAACCUUUGAUCCUCUGUCCUUCCUUACCGACUCACCAAAACACCACCAUCACAUCCAGGACAUUUUCUGCAAGAUGUCCCUCGUGGAAGGAAGAGGACACCUUCAACAGAGGCGAGACAUCGACACUUGCGACGUGCUGACGGUGACGCGCCGCGCGGGACAGAAUCCACAGCCGUCCACAUCCUCAUCGGCCACGCCGCCCACGCACGGCGCCAAGCCACAGCUCAUCCUGAUCAGGGGCGUGGCAGGAAGCGGCAAAACGACCCUUCUCACCUUCCUUGUCUCAGAGUGGCUUCAGGAGCCCGGCGCCUGCACCAUCAAACACCUGGACGAGUACGACAUCGUGGUGCGUGUCUUGUGCCGCGAUGAUGAAGGCCCAUCUCUCCAGAACUUCAUCAAAGUGAUCCUCCCAAACCAUUUUGCUGUGAUGGACGAACACCUCAUCCCCCUCCUACAACAAAGCAAGGUUCUCUGCCUGAUUGACGGCCUGGACGAACUGUCGCCAGGCACUCCAUCACACAGCCUUGUGAAGGACAUCAUCAACAUCUCGAAAUACUCGCCAGGCUUCACACUCGUCUGCACAUCGCGGCCCGAAACAGUCAAAGACUUCCUGGCCAAAGUACCUGAUGGCUAUGAGGUGUGGGACAUGGAGAUGAAAAGUGUUAGCCAUGAACAAAGAAUUCAUUUUGUCAUGAAGCAUUACAACAGCUUCCCAGACAAGGGGAACAAAGACCCUGAGAGGCUUGAGUACCUCAUGAAACACAUUGGCUGGAAGGAUUACCUGGGCCUGCCAUUAAAUUUAUUGUUCGUGGCAACACUUUUCUACAUCGAUCAAGACAAGAUCAAGAUCACCACCACCCAGACCAGCCUGUACGUCACCAUAAGAGAUUGGUGCAUAGAAAAACUGCAGGCCAGACUCACAGAUCAUCCACGAGACACAAAGACCCGCGAGGUCCUCAUCUCUAUGGUUCUACAAGAUAUAUACGACAUGUCAUUGCAAGGUCUUCUACAAGACCGACUGACUCUGUCAAAACAGGAAGAGCAGAAGCUGAUUUGUUGCUGCCUUGGAAAAGGAUUACCCAGCAAGGAAGUCAUCCCAGCGUUUUUCAAUCUUCAAGACACCAGUGACAGGCUGGGGCAUCAUCAGAAGUACGCAGCCCCACACAAGAGCCUACAAGAAUUCUACGGUGCAUCAGCAAUCGUCCACAAGCUGGUGGAGGGCUCACACUCAGCAAACAUACGACGCAUGCUUCACGACCCGCCGCCAGAACAGCUCCGGAACUUAAGGAACCUGCUGCUGCACGUGGCAGGUCUCCUCUGCCAUCCUAACACACCACUUUGUGCUGCAGCCAUACAAGAGGUGGUGGACCUGCUGGCGGAGACUGGUGUGAAAGACUGUGAUGAUUGGCUGUCCAUGCUGGAGGACACUGAAGUGAACAGGACUGCCUUGGAUUGUGUUGUCAGACACAUUACAAGUGAUGAGAGGGAGAGGGUAACAAUAAGAGACAGCACCAUCACCAGUGCCAGGGCCCUCCUCCCCCUCAUCCCCUCCAAGAAGGUAUGGAUAGAGCUAAGCAGGAAGGAAUCAGACGUGCAGGGGCUCAUCUUUGAACACCACGAAUACACUGAGCUGCACCUGCACCACCAAUACAGGCAUCCAGACCAAGCCACUCACUGUGACUCCUUGCUGCGUGCCAUGCCCAGGAGUCACCUUAAGUGGUUCAGGGGUCACCUAAGUGGUGCCGGCACACAACUGCUGCAGGAGUGCCGGGGCCUGGAGGGGCUCCGCCUGGCCGUGUGUGACCAAGACGCCCAAGAGGUUCUGGCCGCCAUCAGCGCCGUCCACGCGUCGCUGCCUCAGCUACACGCCAUCUGUGAGUCCGUGACGCUGUGAUGCAC